This is a messenger RNA of Saccharomyces eubayanus, 1485 nucleotides long. It is a transcript of the gene ATG4, whose product is annotated as cysteine protease ATG4. The coding region runs from base 1 to 1485 and encodes 494 amino acids. Gene Ontology annotation, molecular function: protein-phosphatidylethanolamide deconjugating activity. The transcript has a single exon. The record is from RefSeq and is a predicted model, not a curated record. NCBI's taxonomy places the organism in Eukaryota, Fungi, Ascomycota, Saccharomycetes, Saccharomycetales, Saccharomycetaceae.
AUGCAGAAGUGGCUUGGACUAUGGAAAAUGGAUUGCGUACAGAAAGUAUCCCACGGUGUGUUGCCAGCCUCGUCUGAGGACCCCGAAAUUUUUACGAAUAGUGAUUAUGUAGUAUUAGGAGAAACAUAUCCUGGGCAAGAGCAAGAAGAAAGUCCUGAACAGCCAGACCCAGACGGCGAGGCCCGCAGCGAUACGGUUGGUGGUGGCUUUUUCAGCAGUCUGUUUGGUAGAGAUAUGUCUUCCUACACCCCAGAGUUUCUUUUGGAUGUACGAUCAAGGGUCAAUUUCACAUAUCGGACAAGGUUUGUUCCUAUAGCAAGAGCACCGGAUGGACCUUCACCUUUAAGUUUGAACGUACUGGUACGGGCAAAUCCGAUCAAUACAAUAGAGAACUACAUAGCCAACCCUGAUUGUUUUAAUACUGAUAUUGGGUGGGGGUGUAUGAUAAGAACAGGACAAAGCUUGUUAGGUAAUGCUUUACAGACCCUUCAUCUGGGCAGGGAUUUUAGGGUCAACGGUAAUGAAAGUUUAGAAAAAGAAUCAGAAAUUGUGAAGUGGUUCAACGAUACGCCUGACGCUCCAUUCUCAUUACAUAACUUUGUUUCGGCAGGUUCCGAACUCUCUGAUAAAAGGCCAGGUGAAUGGUUUGGCCCCGCAGCCACAGCCAGAAGUAUACAAGCUCUUAUCUACGGUUUCCCGAAAUGUGGCAUAGAUGAUUGUAUAGUCUCUGUUUCCUCUGGCGAUAUAUAUGAAAAUGAAGUUGAAAAAGUAUUUGUUGAGAAUCCAGAUAGUAGGAUACUGUUUUUGCUAGGUGUUAAACUUGGCAUCAAUGCUGUAAAUGAAAGCUAUAGAGAAAGCAUAUGCAGCAUUCUAAAUUCCGCAUGCUCAGUAGGUAUUGCUGGAGGGAGGCCGUCCUCAUCGCUUUACUUUUUCGGAUAUCAAGGUAAUGAGUUUUUGUACUUUGAUCCUCAUAUUUCUCAGCCAGCUGUAGAAGACACCUUUGUAGAAUCGUGUCAUACCAGAAAAUUUGGUAAACUACAGCUAUCAGAGAUGGAUCCUUCGAUGCUCAUUGGUGUUCUAAUCAAAGGAGAAGAGGAUUGGGAACAAUGGAAGCUAGAAGUCAUGGGAUCCACCAUUAUCAAUAUACUUGCUAAGAGAAUGGAUGAUUUUGAUGUGAGUUGUAGUAUGGACGACAUAGAAAGUGUUGAUUCUAACUUGAUGAAGAAGGAUACAAACAAUAAUGAAAAUUACGGAGUGUUAGAGGGAGAUUAUGUAGAUAUCGGUGCAAUACUUCCACACACAACAAACAUAGGGGGCAGUGAAGAGGACGAUGGCUUCCAAGACAUUCAUUGCAAGAACCAGAAGAUUGUUGUUAUGGGGAACACACACACUGUUAAUGCCAAUUUAACAGACUAUGAAGUAGAAGGUGUUCUUGUAGAAAAGGAAACAGUAGGUAUUCCUAGUCCCAUCAACGAAAAAUGUUAG